CAGAGGGCACUUAGAUAAGUUUGUUUGUUGUUGAUCACAAAGCUAUAUAAAUGGAAUAUCGGUACUAUGCUCAAAAUGGAUAUCGAAACUCGAGGUUAUCACGACCAAUAACACAAUUGUUGAUGUAACGGAAAUGUUGAUUGGUGCGAACAGCAGCAACAUUCCCAGUUGGAGAGUACGGUGUCAGAUACGGUUAACGAUCAACCAGCAAGUUCUUGCAGUUACAUUCGUAGCUCGGUCAACGCGUGCUGAACGCUCCUGUUUUUGUAGAUGAGGCACAGUCAUGAGGUACAGACCGUAUUACUGGAUCAUCCAAAUGAUUCUUGCGGUAUUAAUUCAAGCUGAAGGUUUGUCCACUUCAGUCGCUAGAGGGCCAUCUUUUAUUUUGGAACCUCCUAACCAUGUGAGCUUUUACAACACUUCUGGAGUAAUUAUUCCGUGUUCAGCAACUGGAAAUCCACUACCAGUUGUUUUAUGGACUGAUGGUCUUGGAAAUAGAUUGGAGGACAUACCUGGUCUGCGUCGCAGUCGGUCUGAUGGCUCUUUAAUAUUUUCGUCUUUUCCUGUCGACCAGUACCAGCAGUCUGUGCACUCAACUUUCUAUCGUUGUGUAGCUUCAAACACAGUCGGCACGAUUGGAAGUAGAGAUGUACACGUGCGAGCAGUCAUCUAUCAAGAUUUUAAAGUUCAGGUCCAUAAUGGAGAUGUUAUACGUGGAAAUACUGGGGUCCUCAAAUGCCACGUUCCAAAUUACCUUAAGGAUUACACUACUAUAACGUCGUGGACACGUGAUGAUGGUCAUAUGAUUUUUUCAUUGCAUUCUUACGAUUCAGAUUCCAAGUAUAUCUUCUUUCCUAGUGGAGACCUCCAUAUUCGAAAUACACAAACUUCAGACUCUAUCAGGCGUUAUAAGUGCCACGUGACAGACCGCCUCGCUGAUCGAAGUGUUAGCAGCGCCAUCUCGGGCAGAUUGAUUGUAAGAGAAUCACACACCACUCAAGCUCCAUUAUUCGUCCAUUUUGAUAAAAAUGUUCGAACUAAAGAAGGGUCAACUGUCAGUUUACCUUGCCUGGCUCAUGGCUAUCCAACACCACGUUAUGCAUGGUACGUUUCGGACAAUGGUCAUAUGACCAUCAUAGACAAGGAUCAACGCAUUGACCAGGUUGAUGGAACACUAAUUAUUCGACGAGUGACCGUUAAGGAUGCUGGGCUCUAUUUCUGUAUGGCCAGUAAUGAUGUUGGACAAGAAAGAAGAGACGUCCAACUUGAUGUUAUAGCAACAUUAGAGGUGCUUAUCCACCCUGACUACCAGGAAGUUGAUUCAGGAAAUCCAGCUGUAAUAAACUGUACGGUAAAAGGCUACCCAAUACUCUCAGUAAGCUGGUGGAAAGACGAGCGUCCUCUGAUGGCGGAUCGGAGGAUUAUGUUUCCGAGUCCAGAGAGUCUAUAUAUCAAUCCAACAAGACAACAAGACGGUGGAAUGUAUCAAUGCUAUGUGAAAAACGCCGAAGAGUCAGCCCAAGGUGCCGCAAGUCUUAUCAUUUCAGCAAAACCCCCUGUACUGAAAUCACGCUUUCCUAGUCAAGUUGUAAAUCCUGGGUCCCAGGUCUCUUUAACCUGCAUAGCAGCGGGAAACCCUCUACCCCAGAUAACAUGGUCGACGUAUCUCGAACCAGUACAGGAUAGCAAUAGAGUCAGAGUUGGAGAUUAUGUUAGCAAAGAUGGAGAUGUCAUCAGCUUCGUGAACUUUACUCGAAUCAAAAUCAUAGAUGGUGGAAUUUACCAGUGUACAGCAGCGAACGAUAAUGGAGUAGUAUCUCACGAAGCACGUAUAAAUGUCGCUGGUCCUCCUGUAAUUCGUCCAAUGAAAAAUAAAACUGUUGUGGGCGGUACUAACGUGCUACUCAACUGCCCCGUUGGAGGAUAUCCAAUUAAACAGAUCACAUGGGAAAAAGGUACCCGACAGUUACCACUUGGAAGGAGACACAGUCUGUUUCCAAACGGCACACUCUUGAUUAGCAAGAUCCAUCGACUGGAAGAUCAGGGAAGAUACGCAUGCAAAGCUAAAGGAGAGGAUGGCCGAAUAGCAGAACAAGAACUUCAUUUAAGAAUACUGGUGCCGCCUGUGAUAACACCGUUUUCCUUUCCUGCUGCUCCAAAAGAGGGCAUUCGGACCAGUGUAUUGUGUAUUGUUCAAGAGGGUGACCCGCCGAUUCAAAUCACUUGGUUGAAAGAUGGGGUCACACUGGAACCUAGAAUGAACCUAUCAGUGGAACAGACUAAUAUGUUUAUGUCUUCAUUAAUCAUCGAGAAGCUACAGUCAGAUCACAGUGCCACGUACACUUGUGUUGCAUCAAAUGAAGCAGCAGUUGUGAACUACUCCUCACCUUUGGUUGUAAAUUCACCACCACGUUGGAAAGUCGAGCCUAUGGACAUAUCCGUUGUUAUCGGAAGUUCCGCUAUGUUACACUGUCAAGCUUUCGGAAGACCAGAACCACGUGUGAUAUGGAAAAAAGCAACAGAUGAGUUGUCGACGCAAUAUCAUACUGUCAUCAGCGGCGCCAGAAUUCAGACUUUAGUCAAUGGUUCACUAGUCAUCCACCAGGUGUUGCAAAACGAUCAAGGCAAAUACAUGUGUGAGGCCAGCAAUGGAGUUGAUUCUUCAUUAAGCACCAUCGUUGAACUUAAUGUUCAUGCGUCACCUACGUUUGAAGUAAAAUUUACGUCACUUACUGUGAAAGAAGGAAAUAGCGUGAGCCUCACAUGUGAAGCCCACGGUGAUAAGCCAGUGUAUUUUGUUUGGUAUAAGGAUCACCAGGAGCUCCAGAUAGAACGUCAACAAAGGUAUGUUUUGGACGCUAUAUCCAGUGAUGACGUCACAAGGUCAGAACUCAUCAUCUACUCGGCUAACAGGGCCGACUCGGGAAGCUACUUGUGUCAAGCUAAAAACAAUUGGGGUAGUGAUGACCGAAGUCUCCAACUACAGGUGCUAGGUAUUCCUGAUUCACCUCGAAAAAUAGAGAUAAAAAGCGUAGAAGCCCGAAGUAUCACGUUAUCAUGGUCUGAACCGUUUGAUGGAAAUAGACCCAUCUGUAAAUAUAUGGUUCAAUAUAAACGAGAAGAAAGUGUUGACCAACAAGUGGAGGAACUAGUUCUAGAAUCAGAUCAAAGAGAGAUCACCAUCAGAGACUUGCAGCCUUUGACUCGUUAUCACUUCACUUUAUAUGCAGAGAACGAUAUCGGAAGAAGUCAGUCAAGUGAUGUGGUUUCCGCUACAACUGAUGAGGAAGCACCACAGGAUCCACCCGAGAACGUUAAGAUUAUAGAAACAAGUUCCCGCAGUAUAAAAAUAUCAUGGAAGACUUUUUCGUCGAAAUCUGAGCGCAGUAGAAUUAAAGGAUUUUAUGUCGGGUAUCGAAUCCACGACUCUAAUAACCCCUACGUGUACAAAACAGUAGAACAGGGUGUUAAUAUGGAGCAAAUAGAUGGACUACUCUCGGGCAGGACAUAUGGUAUAGUAGUUCAACCUUUUAAUGCGAAGGGAGCUGGCCCUGUGAGCAAAGAGGUCCUUGCGCAGACUUUGGAGUUUGACCCGCCAAAAGCUGUAAGUGUUAUGGUGUUAUCAACUACGUCAUCAUUGGUUCAACUUCAUUGGACGAGAGCAAGUGAAGAUACUAACCCGAUCACAGGCUAUAUAAUUCACUUCCGACUUAAGGAUGGGACUACCUGGUCUGAAAGUCAGGUUUCUGGAGACAAAAACAUUCACUCAGUAACAGGAUUACAGUGUGGAAAAACCUAUCAGUUUUUUAUAACUGCUUUUAAUUCUUUGGGUAGAAGUGACCCCAGUAAUAUCGUCAUCGGUACAACUAAAGGCUCAGCUCCGGAGGCGCCAUCACAACACGACUUAAUCUCUUAUAACUCCACUAGUUUGACGUUUAACUUAGGCAGUUGGAGUGAUGGGGGUUGUACUAUACAACACUUUCAGCUUCAAUAUAAAGCUCAAAGUCAAAUGGAGUGGACUGUAGCUAGUUCCAAAAUCUACCCAGAACAACAGGUAGUGGUUGUCUCCGAUCUGAAGCCGGGAACGUGGUACUCUGUUCUCGUGACUGCUGUUAAUAGUGCCAGUGUCGUGGAGGAGGAAUACAGAGUAGCGACGCUUACUCUUACUGGUGCUACUAUGGUCCCCCCUGGCGACACUAGCUCCAGGAGUAGACAUCGAAGUCUCUAUGUCAUCGUUCCUGUGUGUUGUGCCGCUGUUGUUAUAAUCGCUAUUACUCUAGCCCUUUUCUUUAUCCUAUGUCGUGGACGAACUUCAGCAUCUUCUAACGAAGGCGUACAUAGCUUGGAUGAGCCCAAAGGAGACGCUAUUCCAAUGGCAAACAUUGAAAAACAGUAUGAUGAUGCUAAUGAAUCAGCUUACUUCCCUUCUCCUUACGCUACCACUCGCGUCCCUGUCUUUUCUCAUGAAAUGAUGUCUCGAGAGGGCGCACCAGGAUGCCGUAGUCUUGUUCGUUCCUCCACAAGAGGGCAUGAAAACAGCUAUGACGUUCCACAACCGAGGAGAACUAAGUGUAAAGCCUUGUUCGACCAAACCUCAGAGCAUAAAGCCGGAAGUGACGCAAGUUCUGAUUGUGACAUCGUCAAUGAUCGCCUUGAAGGCUAUGAACAACCACAGAAGUCCAUCAGACCUAAAAACUUGGAAACGUCAAUAUAUCCAAUCAGUUCUUUUAAAGAAAAUAAAUGGUCAACACCAAAUUAUGGAACAAGAAGUGACUGUGCUCGUAGUUCAAUAUACAGUCCCAUACAUUUAAUCUCGUCCUCGAUAAUCCAUGACGGUCUAGAACCUUCAGACACGGAAUGUGACAGAGAUUUACCCGACAACAAGAAAAUGGUGGUGAAACAAAGAAUCAGCUCGCAAUGUCCUUCUCACCAGCAACUGCUUUCCUCCAGAUAACAGAACUUGUGAAUUUUUCUCUUAUCAUUUCAGCCUCACUUCAAUUGAUAUUUAAAUGUGUUCAGUAUGUUUAUUCAUGUUCUGUGAUAUAAUUAAACAAUUUGUGUGACCCUAUAAGUAUUGCAUUUUUAUAUGAAUUGUGUCUUCACCUGUAUAACAGCCACCGCUUCAGCUUAUAAGUAUAUAAAUAUAGCCUCUUUUAAAAUUGUGUUAAAUCUUAAGAUUGAUCAUGUUAAAAUAAGAAUUAUCAUGGCUUUUAAAUUUUUAUUACAUAAUUCUUAUUAUAUGCAAUCCAAAUGUAAUAUAUAAGUUACAUAAAAAUUCAAAAAGUAUUGAAAUGUGCUGAAUUUUAAAGAACAUACAAAAACAAAAAUAAUAAUUAAAACUAGAAUAGUCAUGCAGCUAUUACAAAUAGUUGGUUUUAAUUCGUAAUUAGUAAACGUCUUUUAAGGAGAAGUUGGAUGAUCAUGAAAUAAUUGUUUGAAAAUGAUUGAUGGAAAUAAGUUGAUCCCAAGUUUCACAGCAUAUGAAUGAAAGUUUCUGAUCAGCUUUAUUAGAAACUCACACAUAGGUAUAUGUUUUUAAUUGACACAUUGUUUACCGAUAUGGGUAGCUUUACAUUUCAGCAUAAUUAUAUUUGUAGAUGGCUCUUGAAAGUAGAAAGUAGUUUGUAAAUCAUGAGAAGUGGUUCGAAAGCUCCUUGUAGUAGUAGUAGUAGUAGUAGUAACUUUUGGUUAAUGCAUGUCCACUCUAUGUCCACGAUACAGAAAUAUCAAGAUGGUUUUUGAUUUUCCUUUUUGUUCGUGUAAUACCUUCUUUAAAUAUUGUCAUACUGCAAUUUCCUUGUAUGCAUUGCUAGUAAUGGUAUUUGUAGCUUUCAAAUUAUCUGAAAAAUGUUUGUAAUAUUGUCAUGAUGACCUUUUUAUUUACCUAUACUCCUGUU
Messenger RNA from Limulus polyphemus (Atlantic horseshoe crab), 5897 nucleotides. Its product is annotated as Down syndrome cell adhesion molecule-like protein Dscam2. Lineage: Eukaryota; Metazoa; Arthropoda; Merostomata; Xiphosura; Limulidae. The coding region runs from base 284 to 4954 and encodes 1556 amino acids. Gene Ontology annotation, molecular function: protein binding. The transcript has 27 exons. The record is from RefSeq and is a predicted model, not a curated record.